AUGCCUAUCACAGACCAUGAACCGCUGUCGGAGUCGUCUAGAAGGAGACUAACAGAACUCAAAGGCGGUGACUGGUGGAUACUCGGGUCUACCAGUUAUGCUGUGGUCGACCCGACGAAGCCAAGGACUCCCAGCGACCUUGUGCAACGCUUUAACAGACCUAGGCAGCUCACGGAUGAAUUGGACGGUUCUGGCUGGCCGCCCUUCAGGCCAAUGUCGGGGGCUGUAGGAUUCCCUGAACAGUGGAGGUACAUUAACCUCCUCAUUCCCCAACAGGACAAUGAAGUCGUGAAGGGCAAUGAAGACUUCCUAGACUUGCUAAAGAAGUCCAGGCACGGAAGGUCUUCAGUUCCAGAUUCCAGGAGCUUCACGGGGAGCAACUUUGCUAGCUCGGCCAAUGUCCAUCGGACUGUUUCCCGCGGGCAGAGUUCCUUCAUCAUUAUCCCAGCUGCCAAAGCUUCGCUUCGUGAUACAGGCAAUUCUUCAACAACUGUGCAGUACCACGCAAAAGUGCCCUCCUUUCGUGCGAUCGUUAGACAAUUGCAGGAGGACGCUCAACGCCAUCGCCUCAGGGAAGUCAAUUUACUAGCGAACAAGGGACAGAGCACCGAAAGAGUGCCCAGCAUCCAGUAUGCAGCUGCUGAUUCUGCUGUUGGAAUUGCAAGGACCUCCAGCAUGGGGGGUAAGGAUGGCUUAAACGCACGAAAUGGUACUGGAACCAUUGCUUUUGAUGCGUCCGCGAGCAUUGGAUCCUCGACAGAUUCGUUAUUCCACAAGCUGGCACGAGAAAGGCUCAAGAGGAGCUUCACUCGCCUAGCGACAAGAAUGAGCAGUUCAGUUUCCCAUACACAAAUUGAGCAAUCGGAAAAUGAAGCGAACGCAGACUACUCUGACCCCGGCGUUGCUGAUCUCUACAGGCGAACAGUAGGUACCUUGAAGCAACUGAAAGAGGGCGCUCAUCUGCUAUACAAGGAAAUGCACAACUUGCAGCGAGCUGCUGAAAUCGCAGAGAAGUUGGCGCCUCAACUAAAACCUGAAUUGGAUACGAACGAUGGUGAGGCUGGAUCGGAGAUGAAGCCAAGCAACCUUCGAAGUGGACUUGUUAUUGGGAGCUUGCAGCUGCUUGGGAUAGAUAUCAAAGAGCCUCACGCUGCUAUGACUGAUAAUCAAUUGCAGGAAAUGCAGAAAGCUGCGGAAGCUGCACGACAGCAGCGCCUGCUCCACGUGGAAACCCUACAGCGGCUCCACGAGCACUUAGUCAUUGCGUGUGAAUGCCAUGAGAAGUUCAGGACAGCCCCACCAUCUGUAGUUUGUUCUGCCCUCAGUACCAUCGAUACAGUGGCGGAGCGGUGGGUGACAUGGGAGCCGCAUGCACCUUUGUUUCUGCCUGUGGCGCUGGCUGCUCUGGCUUGCACUAUGGCAUACAAUGCUUGCACCGUUGGGUCCACUGAGGUGGCAGCCCAGACCCUUGCAAGCUUACUUUUACACGAUGGUUCGAAAAAAGCAGCCCAGGAAGUCGCAGAGCGCAGUUUCCGUCAUUCACUAAUGAAUGAUUCAAUGUUGGAACACAGGAAGCUCAUUGAGGGCGUUGUCGUGAGGAUGCUUGCCCUUGUCUUAGAUCACGACAUGCCGAAACCAGCCCCCCGUACAUCGUCUCAGCUGCAGGUCCCCCCAGGGCAGCGCACUCCUGCUGUAGUGACCAGGACAGAAAAUGUGCUCGGCAAUUUGGCUGCUGAACAGGUGUCAACGAGCAGUUGCUUCUUUUCCGUUGUGUCUGUGGCUCAACAAGCAAUCGUGGCUAUCCAUGAAGCUGGCGGUCGACGGGGAGACCCAGUGUCUCUAGUGCGCGAAGCUGAACGACAUCGCGACCCCAGAAUUGCUCAGAAUGAAAGGGCUCUGCUUCAGAAGUUGGAAUUUGCUUUUCUAGAGCUGCGCUUGAACAUGAACAAGCUCCUAGCUCUCCGCUUGGCACUAAGCGAGCUGGGCUGCACUCAGCAAGCAUGGGAUAAAAUCAAUGAGUUCAACACUCGCAUAAAAGCUCUCUCCGGUGAGAAGGGACAUACUGAUGAACAGGCCGACUGA
Eimeria maxima is the source of this 2082-nucleotide messenger RNA. RefSeq lists its product as hypothetical. The transcript has 6 exons. NCBI's taxonomy places the organism in Eukaryota, Apicomplexa, Conoidasida, Eucoccidiorida, Eimeriidae. Bases 1 to 2082 code for a protein of 693 amino acids. The record is from RefSeq and is a predicted model, not a curated record.